CUUGUCACGUCCGGAUUGGCCAAGAUAAAACGAGAAACCAAGAUAAAAGACAGUCUCGACAAAGGUGUGCAAGUCGUCCUGUCUGCCAAAGACAUCAUUAGUUCCGCAAUCCAGACUGUCCCACAAGCUGCUCUUGCUUGGACUGGUGUAUGCGUGGCACUGGAGGUAAGUGUAACCAAAGCCAAUCGCGAUGGUAUCGACUACGUUAUUCGGAGAAUGGAGUGGCAUUGGGAGCUACCUGAUGCCAUCCUAAGGGAGAAUGCCGGUGGCUACAACCAUCUCUCCAAAAUGAAAGGGGGACUCGAGGCUCAGCUUAUCGGCCUCUAUAAACUGCUACUCUUGUACCAGAUGAAGAGCGUUUGUUCUUACUACAAGAAUCGCGGACUUGUUUUCCUACGUGAUAUUGCCAAGCUGGACGAUUGGGACGGCGAUAUCAACGCGAUCGAAAAAGCCGAAACGCUUUUUAACAAAGACUCUGAUGUGCAUCGGAAA
This is a messenger RNA of Trichoderma atroviride IMI 206040, 492 nucleotides long. NCBI's taxonomy places the organism in Eukaryota, Fungi, Ascomycota, Sordariomycetes, Hypocreales, Hypocreaceae. The record is from RefSeq and is a predicted model, not a curated record.